UCUUGGGGAUGGGUAAUGGUGUCCAGGACCAACGGGCAGCACACACACCGGGAGAAGUGUUGCCAUCGGCCUCCUCCAGUCAUUCGGAGCCAAGACCAUCUGUCCUCAACUCCCUCCUGUCGGGCGCUCUAGCGGGUGCUCUGGCCAAGACAGCUGUAGCCCCGUUGGACAGAACCAAGAUCAUCUUCCAAGUGUCUUCCGCAAGAUUUUCUGCCAAGGAGGCCUACAGGUUGAUCUACCGGACCUACCUGAAGGAUGGCUUCCUCAGCCUGUGGCGGGGGAACUCUGCCACCAUGGUGCGGGUCAUCCCCUACGCUGCCAUCCAGUUCUGUGCUCAUGAGCAGUACAAGAUAUUCCUGGGGGGAAUAUAUGGCUUCCAAGGGAAGGCCCUGCCUCCGAUACCACGGUUACUGGCUGGCUCCAUGGCAGGUACCACAGCAGCCAUGUUGACCUAUCCUUUGGACAUGGUACGUGCGAGGAUGGCAGUCACACCCAAAGAAAUGUACGGUAACAUAGUGCACGUGUUUGGACGGAUCUCCCGGGAGGAGGGCCUGAAGACGCUGUACAGAGGCUUCACCCCCACCAUCCUGGGCGUGGUGCCCUACGCAGGCAUCAGCUUCUUCACCUACGAGACCCUCAAGAAGGUGCACGCAGAGCGAAGCGGCCGCCCCCAGCCCUACUCCUACGAGCGGCUGGCGUUCGGCGCGUGCGCAGGGCUGCUGGGCCAGUCGGCGUCCUACCCCCUGGACGUGGUGCGGCGGCGCAUGCAGACGGCGGGCGUGACGGGCCACACCUACGGCACCAUCGCCGGCACCAUGCGGGAGAUCGUGGCGGAGGAGGGCGUGGUGCGGGGCCUCUACAAGGGCCUGAGCAUGAACUGGGUGAAGGGCCCCAUCGCCGUGGGCAUCAGCUUCACCACCUUCGACCUCACGCAGAUCCUCCUGAGGAAGCUGCAACGAAUGGGCUACACGUCCCGGUAAAACCCCUGGAGGGGGGCCAGUGAGGCGGCCGGGGGGGGGGGGGGGGAUUCAAACACGCGCUGCCUCUGGAUGGUACGGCCGUGUGGCAGGCCGGUUGUUGGAGGCGUCGGCUGGAUGCAGGGGGCCGAUGGGUCACAAAGCCUCCCCGGACCGGCUGUCGUCCGCGAGCCCGCUGUGGGGCUCUGUCAUGUGCAAUAAUUUUAAAGUCGUCUGUUUCGUUUUUCAAAGAUGUGUUACUUUCUUGUGAAUCUGCCACCUCGACGAUGCCGAUAAACACAUUGCGCGUGUGUGUCUGUGCCACGCACCUACACUCUACACUCUUUCUCGUGACGUAGGCUGACUUCGACUCAUUUGGAUGUGCUGGGCAUCUUGGAUUGUUAGCAGAUGGAUGAAUAGCGGUUACUGAUGGUAGUGUGGUUUAAUAGUGCUCUCCCUCUUGAUCGUGUUUGUUCAAUUGAGUGACAACAGGGUCAUCCCGUUGGACACAUCUGCUGUGCGAGCUGAGGAUGUCAGAGCAGUGUCACGCGUUCACUGGUAAGGGAGGGAUAACAUGCUUUUCAUUUGAAUUUGAUCCGAGCAUUACUGCAUAAGUACUUCAGUGUUUCUCCCAGUAAAUGUCUUAGUCAAGGAGCGGGGGGGGGGGGUCUCCUUUUCAAUUCAAUUCAAAAAGCUUUAUGGCACGACCAUUGUUGUAACAGUAUUACCGAUGCAUUAUUGAUAUUUAUUUUUUACACCUGAUGGAAGUAUGUUUUCUUUCCCUAUGAGAGUUUUCUACUUUGCUAAUGCAUAAAAAAAUUAUAUAUAUAUAUAUAUAUAUAUAUAUAUAUAUAUAUAUAUAUAUAUGUACAAUUACAAUUAGGGCAUUUAGCAGACGCUUUUAUCCAAAGCGACUUAAAUCGGUUAAUAUACACAUUGACACACCGACGGCAGAGUCAACCAUGCAAGGCAACAGCCAGCUCGUCAGGAGCAGUUAGGGUUAAGUGUCUUGCUCAAGGACGCAUCAACACACAACAUUUUUUUAUAUAAAUUGGUAGUCAAGGCGGGGCCCUAUUGUUGUUAAGGCGGCCGCCUUAACAACACAGUGCUGGGGGAAACACUGUACUUUAUAUAAAGUGAACCCAUAUAAGGCCAGUUGUUGAUGCCAUUAAUAGUUUUGACAUGGUGCAGCUUUGUUUGAUUUAAUCCUGUUCAUGAUUUUGACACUUUAAAACGUCUAGGCAGAGAAUAAUUGGCUUGAUGGAAAAUUUUUCAUAACAUGACCUCAUAUCAAAUACUUAAAAUAUCAAAUAGUACAAUGCCUUAUGUAAUGCAUUAUAACAUCCCACAAAAUUAUCUCAUCGGCAUCACCCAGUUUAAUUGAAGUAGUAUUGUAUAAGAUUAGACCCCCAGUGUGUACCAUGGAGCCUGCUGGCCUUGUGCUGUGUUCACAUUUCAGGGAGCAUUGAUAAGACACCAGCAGAGGCUUUAAAUAUCAACCAUAGUGGCUAUAUUUGGACCAUUAAGCCUUCAGAGGACCGCUGCUCUCACUAUAGGAUGAGCAACGGGAGCAGCUGGGCCGGUGGUGAGGAAGUGAGGACCGGCUUUGUGGCGUCAGAUUCAAAGAGGGCUAGGUAAGGAAGGCCAUUUAUAAACACAUGUAUGCCAACACCAGGAAGCUUUGUGCUGGGGUCAAGGGACCUCCUACAUGUACGUAGAUUGGAGGCAUGUAUGUACCUUUUAUGGUACUAUUGUGUGUGUGUAUUUCACUGUUGCUCGAACCUGCAACCUGUGGUAGGCCGAUACAGUGUGUGUGUUGGGGUUGCAUCCUACACACAUCCAGGGGACAUGGUAUCCCCCCCACCACCGGUCUAUGUAACUCACUGCUUUAUCAUACACUGGUAUAAGACUUGUAGAGAGAGUGGUUGAUUGUAUCUCUGCUAUAUACAGGAAUCAAUUGAUCUAUGUCGGUACCAUACAAUAUUCCGGCAAUGUUCAUAUCAGAUUCAGCACAAACGUUAAGGGAAGACGACGAAAGGGCUUUACUUCAGAGUAGGUAUGGGAAGGCUUUAGGGACACAAAGGGAGCCUCCCCAAUUAUCAGCUUCCCAUCGGAGCACCCGAUGAGUGGGUCUUCUUAAUGUGGAGCCCAGCCCUCUGGUGGAUCCAGGGUCCAUCGUUGUAUUAUUACUCACGGUGGGUCGACCCUCCCCAUGUCGGCCUGAUAACAAUGCUAUGUGUGCGAUGUUUCUGCUCGAUGUUGCUACUCAUGAGUGGCUGCUGGCCGUUCCGUUAUGCUGCUCUCGGUCAACGGCUGGACCUGUUCUUUGGUUUCUCGAUACUGACCUCCAAGUGCCUCAUAGGGAAUAGUAAUGAUUUUGCUAUGACUUAAAUAGUUAAUACUAAACCUAUGACCUUUUUGCAGCAGGUUUUGUUCACUUUUAUAGGCUUUUCCAGAAUUUGCUAUAGAACAGUGAUACUGACAUUUUGACAUUUAAAUAGUUAUUUCAAAUCGCUUUUGUUGUUAAUUGUACUAAUUGAGAACCAUGUUCGUUGAGGUUUGUUUGUUACCUGCCUGUCUCAAUGGCAUAACAGUAAUUUAGGUGUUACGCCUGCUUGAAAUGUAACCGUAACUCUGUGUUUGCUGGAGUCUGUGUGCUGAGAGUUGGCCGGAGGGAGAUGUUGUUGUCCUCUCGUUUCAUAAGAUGCGUGUGUGUUGACGUAAGGUGAGGGACAAAGGGACAUUACUGUCUAGCACAGGGCAAUAUUGAAAGUAUACAACAGAUGUAUAACGGCUGGUCUCAGAGUAUUACCUUAGAACUGGAGAGUAAUUAAGACAAUCAUUAAAUGCCAAAACAAUGAUUUUCUCAUUUUUACAUUAUUAAUAGGCCUAUUCAAUUGUUUGCGUAAGACCAUAAAGUGGCUUAAUAUGAAAUAAUACGUAUGUUAAAAAGAUGAGUGACUUUCAAUUUUAUUUUUUUGGGGUUUGUCUAUGGUGUUCCUAAUGUAGCCAUUGCUAAUUUAAUGCAAUAGAUAAAGUUUUAACAAAGUUAUUUAAUCAUAUGCAGACGUUCAAAGACAUGGGAUCGGUGCAUUUGCAUGUUGCAAUUGUUUUGACACAGGGGAAUUAUCUGUUUUGUAAAGUGGUUUGUGCCAACAUGAAUGUAAACACACUAACUGUGAUCUGUAGGCAGCCUCAGAGAUUCUUUAAUAAACCUGACAUGAACUAAUACUAUGUUUAUUCAUUCAAAGAACAUUACAGCUCUUUAUACAAUUUUACAUAUUCUAAGGUAGGCCUAUUCAACGUUUUUCCGUGUAAAUAUGAAUGUAGUUUAUAUAUUUGAAGUUUAAAAGAGAUUAGUAGGUAUCGGGUAACUAUCUAUAUCAGCAGAUCAGAGGUUAUGCCUGUGAUGGUAUGUGUUAACCAUUAGAGGGAAUCAUCUACAAUGCAAACCAAUCGACAAGUGAGGUUUGUGUUUUGUUCCACUACAACCUGUAUUAUUUAAAGUGACCACAAGGGAGCACUAUAUUAAAAGAAAUACAGAGUUCUCAAAACCAUGUCAAAUCUUUUUUAGCUUUGAAAGUGGUCGAUAGGUGACAGUAUAACACAACUAUUGGACUUGUCAAGUGGUUGUGGAAAUUUGGGGUCACGCUGUGAAUUUGAACUUGACCUUGACAGACCAGUCCUCAAUGAUUAAUAGCAAAAAAGUGUGAUGGCCCAUCAUACAAGCAGUGGACCAGCGAAAUAUUCGAUAUUAGUAAGGAGCCAUUAGGACUGUUUAAGAGAAAAAAACUACAGGCCUACCCUGCAAAAAUACCUACAUUUAUACUGAUCAUUUAACCAGCACGCUUCUUAUUUUAUGCAUUAUUUUUCUGGCAAAGGGUCAUGUGGAAAGAGGAAACCGCCAGCAAAGACAGAAGGCAGAGGGAGACAGAAGUAAUUAGCCCACAUAUUGUAGGAAGGAGGGAUGAAGGAAGACAAAGAUCACAAAAUGUGGUUGCUAUAGAUACCUGGCACGAUGCCCACUAAGAGCCUAUUUGCAUUUAUUCAGAUGGCUUGUUGCUACCCCCACCCUCCCAUAACUAAUCCAAUUAGGCCCAGGCUAAACUAUACAGUAGGCUUUCAUCGAAAUAUAAUUCUUAAUAGUUAAUAAAUAGAGGUCAGGCAACGUGUAUUAUCUUGCAAUUUUUUUAGCUCCAACAAAUAUCUACAAUAGGCCUAUUCUAUUUUGUGGAUAAAAUAUGCUCGUUGGGCAAAUUAUGAAAACCCCCCUACCUCAGAUGAUAUUGUGUUUGGGCCUAGUCUUAUCGUAUUUUUUAGUAUUCUGCCUAGCAUUUAGAAUAUGUAUUUAGUAUGUUGGCCAUUUUAAACCUGCAAUGGUAAGAUUAGGACCUCUUUUCAAAUUGCAGAAAGGUAUUCUUUAGCAAAGAUAUUAAUAGUAGGCCUGUAGUUGUAAGAUGAUUUAAUUAGGUUUUUUUUUAAUGCAAGCUAAUGCUAGAAAUUGUAUGCUAAAAGAUACAUCCAGGUCUAUGUAAUAGGCCUACCCAUCGCGCUACAUAAAGAGAACAUUGGCUCAAAUCCUAUUUAUAUAUUAUAAUUAUCAAUAAGCCUAACCUAUAUUAUAUAAUUUACAAAUGUUAAUGGAAUCAUUUAUUUUCUAUGGUUUAUUAGCCUAUGAACGGCAUUACAUCGAAGGAUCACUGCUCCGAUACAGGCUGGUUAUUGAACCACAGCACGAGGUGACCUAAAUAUCAAACGUAGGCCUAUGCGCCUGUCCAACCUAAUGAUCUUCAUUUGUUAAGAUUU
Messenger RNA from Gadus chalcogrammus (walleye pollock), 5762 nucleotides. RefSeq names its product solute carrier family 25 member 42 (gene slc25a42). The record is from RefSeq and is a predicted model, not a curated record. Gene Ontology annotation, cellular component: mitochondrial inner membrane. The transcript is spliced from 7 exons. The coding region runs from base 9 to 980 and encodes 323 amino acids. NCBI's taxonomy places the organism in Eukaryota, Metazoa, Chordata, Actinopteri, Gadiformes, Gadidae. Gene Ontology annotation, biological process: transmembrane transport.